Molecule: messenger RNA, 2118 nt
Organism: Pestalotiopsis fici W106-1
Lineage: Eukaryota; Fungi; Ascomycota; Sordariomycetes; Amphisphaeriales; Sporocadaceae
Exons: 3
Coding region: 1-2118 (705 amino acids)
Biological process (GO): meiotic chromosome segregation
Cellular component (GO): chromosome, centromeric region; nucleus
Source: RefSeq, a predicted model, not a curated record
AUGGCGCGAUUAAAUGAGCCCGUCGCGGCACCCGACGGGAUGGAGAUCUUGCGCCGCAAGUUUCUCCGUCAGAACCGAGACAUCGCUAGAGUCAACUCAACACAAUCUUUACGUAUCCGCAGCUUGGAGAAUGAAUGCGCUCGCAUGCUCUCAGAAAACCUCGAACUGCGAGGCCAGAUAUUACGUCUUGAAACCGAGAUCCAGGAGAGUCGAGCACAGAGAAUCGCAGAUCAUGCAUUAGAAAUCAAGGAGAAGAUGGAGGCACAGCUCCUCGAAUGGGGCUCGAUGCUUGCAAGCCUUGGCCACGAACCACUACCUAGGAAUAGGUCGCCACGCGCAAAUAAAAGGCUCAGAAGGGAUCCAAGCUUGGGCCUCGCCGGAGCCGGUUCUCCCAGAUUCCGGAGGAGAAAUACCAGUGAAUUGGAGGCUGCCGCAUUGCAAGAGGGCCGAUUGCCCCCGCUUUGGGAAAACAGGCCUUGCCCCCGGGAAACUCUGAAUCGCGAUGAAAUCUUGGCUCUGUGCUCAGAAGCCGAGGAGACUGAGUCCCCUGAUCUUGGGCCUCCGCCCAUGUCCCGCUUUGUGGAUCCGGAGCCGGUGAAGAUUAGCUUGUCGACAACACAGACGCCGAUGAGUCCUGCCGCCGAGGAACCACGAUCGCCUCAUCCAUGUUCGGAACAGGCGCCUGAGCAUAUGGCUCUAGGAAGGGUGCCACAGGAAAUUGUACCGGGACACGUUGAAUCUACUGCCUCAAAAAGUCCAGCAAGGAACUUCGUCGAACUACCCGUCCCAGCCACUCAGAUUUCUAAUGUCACUCUGAAGCGGAAAUCGAGAGCAGACGAAGAUAAGGAGAAUGCUCCUACAGCGAAGCUAGGAGGGGACCCUGCCAAAUCCACCAAGCUACGAGAAAAGCUAGCAACUACCAAACCAUUCAAAGAUCCAUCUGCAGACAAAGGAGAUGGACACGAACAGAUCACGACCAGUGCUCCAGUUCUUGCGCCGAGAAAAGCUCUGGGAGCCAAGAGCACGAAUGAAGUUGUGAGCUCGCCAAAGAAGCCAGCGAAACGGCCGCUUCUGGACGAAAUUGCUCAGGAGAAGGCGAACGCCAAGGGGUCUGGCAAAGUAAGGGAGCCAUCCAAGCCAAAGAAGAAGGAAGGAGAUUCGAAGCCGGUUGAGAUAUCUGUUCCGCAGCCAGCACCAGCUCCUUGCAUGCCUGUCGACGUAGAACCCGACUUGAUGUCUUCUGAGCCAAUCUCAUCGGCAGUGACUUCACCAGAGCCCCAGUCGCUUCGUGACACGCCGCCGCCAGCUGAUAUCUCAUCUACGGGAGAGACGAGUCGAGUAGGCAGGAGGGCAAGGUCCAAUGUCAGCUAUGCAGAGCCAAACCUGAGAGACAAGAUGCGGCGGCCUACUAAGCAGCUCUUCGAUGCCGUAGCAGGGGAAGGCAAAGCCAUGCGACGAAGUAGUCAGUCGAGACAUAGCGAUAUGUUUCCCGCAAAGUCUGAUGAGAAACCGAGCGACUGUAAAUCCAAGGAUCUGGAGGGAUCCGAGAAGGAAGAGCACGUUGCAGCAAGCCCUCUUGUUCAAAAGGUUUCCCGAAAUAUGCCAACAGAAGAUCUGCAAACAACAGUCGUCACGGAACGGAAGAAGCGGGACUCUUCAGCCGCAGCCCAAGGAGCUGGUGCUGAUAGUUCUAAAACGGCGACACGGCCAAUGAACAAAAAGAUGGAGGAAAUAGCCGCAAGGGAAGCAGAGGUUGCCAAGAUGUUUGAUGGGCCUGAUGUCUAUGAGUUUACUAGCUCAUCUCCGAGCCGCCAUGGCUCAACCACGACUUCAGUCUCCGAAGAUGGGAAAAAGUCGGCUAGUUCUCGCAGCGGCAAGUCAAGACGGCUGAGUUCGAUGCUCAAUGAGGAUCUGGGUAACGAGUCCACUGCGACAACCCAAAAGCCUCGGGCUUCGAGAAAGCGAGCGUCGAUGAUGGUUCAGAAGACCGCUUCGAGCUUUGAUGCCGACACCUCGACUAGUGCUGAUGGAGAUAGUAGCUUCAGUAGCAACAGCUCGGGAGACACGGAAGUGACGGGAAGAGGGGUUUCGAUGAGGAGGCGGAGCAUGAUGUUAUGA